This is a messenger RNA of Catharus ustulatus (Swainson's thrush), 399 nucleotides long. Its product is annotated as vesicle-associated membrane protein 5-like. Bases 1 to 399 code for a protein of 132 amino acids. The transcript is spliced from 2 exons. The record is from RefSeq and is a predicted model, not a curated record. Gene Ontology annotation, cellular component: plasma membrane. Gene Ontology annotation, biological process: Golgi to plasma membrane protein transport. Lineage: Eukaryota; Metazoa; Chordata; Aves; Passeriformes; Turdidae.
AUGUACCCACGGUGUCGCCACAUUGUCCCCCCGUGUCCCCAGGCGGGGCUGGCGCGGUGCCAGCGCGAGGCCGAGGAGGUGACGGAGCUGAUGAGACAGAACGUAGAGCGGGCGCUGGAGCGGGAGGGGCACCUGGAGCAGCUGCAGAGCCGUGCCCAGAACCUGCGACAAGCGAGUGAAGCCUUCACCCGCACCACACAGACAGUGACACGGCGCCAGCGCAAGCGACAUCGGCGGUGUCACCUGGUGGCCCUCGGCCUCGGCCUCCUCCUCCUCUUCAUCCUGGGUCUGGCACUGGCACUGGCCCUGGCACGGUCAUCCCCUGGGACUCUCACCAGCACUGUCCCCACCCCGCAGGGGGGUACCAAGCACCCCUCCAGCACUGCAGGGACUCCGUGA